AUGGAGAGAGAGCCACGUCUUGAUGAACAACAACUAGAAUCAUCUUCUUCCCAAGACUCUUCUCUGCCUACAUCCCUCGUCAGAAAUUUGUAUAUUGGCUAUUUUUUAGCAAGAUGGGAUGCCAGAAUGUGGGAAUUCUCUGUUGGUUUAUACAUGAUCGCUCUUUGGCCAGAUUCUUUAAUCCUUCCAGCUAUUUAUGGUGCUAUUGAAUCUGCUUCUACUGCAUUAUUUGGUCCCAUCAUUGGACGAUGGGUGGAUAAGCUGACAUAUUUUAAGUUUCUCAGUGGACUUUUAUUGGCAGGUUCUCCAAAUUUGGUUGGUGACCCAGAAUCUUUCCUUCAUAAUAGCCGGAUCGACAGUCGUCACAUUACUGUUCUUUCCAACCUUGAAGUCAUCAAAUUUCACCCUAUUCAUUUUGCUUCUGAUAUUAACCAACUUCUCUGGAGCUGUGGGGGUGCUUUCCACUCUUGCUGGGUGGUGGUGAUAUCAGAGGGCCAUACACCUGAUGUGCAAACAAAAAUCAACUCAAUUAUGAGACGAAUUGAUUUAACCUGCAAGCUUCUUGCUCCUGUAAUUAGUGGCUUAAUAAUGAGCUUUGUAUCAGUUAAAGCCUCUGCUAUGACGUUAGCAAUCUGGAAUACUGUAGCAGUGUGGCUGGAAUAUUGGCUUUUCACAUCUGUAUAUACUGGCAUUCCAGCAUUAGUUGAAAGUGGCCAAAGGAGGAGUUCACGACUUUCAUCGAGUGAGACGAUAGAGAUGACAUCUACUUCUGCAGAAAGAGUGGGCUUGGCUUCACAAAUCGAAGAAAAUUCAGUUUCACUCGAAACAGGAUCAUACAUACUGAUGGCUGGAGUAGCAACAUCUCGGCUUGGCCUAUGGAUGUUUGACUUAUCUGUAAUCCAACAAAUGCAGGUCAGAGAAGCCAUUGAUCAAGUUCCUGAAUCUGAUCGAGGUGUUGUGGGUGGUGUUCAAAACUCUCUCCAAUCUACUAUGGAAUUUUUGGGUUAUAUUAUGGGCAUAGUCAUCUCCAACCCUAAGGAGAUUAGUCCCUACAGAGUUCAAUUCUCACUCUCCACCAGUGACCUCUCAAAUGCUCUGGCUCAGGGAACUGGGUCCUCUUUUGUUGCCAGGAACAGCAGAGCAAUAUUGAUACUGCUUAUCCAACUUCAAUGGGAGAGGUAUCAGGUGAUUGACCGCAAGUGGCAGGGCACUGGCAUGAUUCCUCUUGCUACUGGCCCGGAUCUUAUUCGACGCAGAGAUUUGGUUGUAGAUGUGAUAAGAGAAAAAGGAUAUUUGGUUAAUAUCUCCGGUUGGAAAUAA
Messenger RNA from Dovyalis caffra, 1320 nucleotides. NCBI's taxonomy places the organism in Eukaryota, Viridiplantae, Streptophyta, Magnoliopsida, Malpighiales, Salicaceae. The record is from the annotation of a GenBank genome assembly.